Molecule: messenger RNA, 1029 nt
Organism: Adineta steineri
Lineage: Eukaryota; Metazoa; Rotifera; Eurotatoria; Adinetida; Adinetidae
Source: the annotation of a GenBank genome assembly
AUGUCGUCUGUUGCAUCUCUAACAUUGAUAUCUCAACAAUUUACAAUUUACUUUGGUAUUCCAGUUUUUUUCUUUGGUCUUAUUGGAAAUUGUUUGAAUAUUCUUAUGUUUUUAUCUAAAAGUUUAUUUCCAUCAAGUCCAUGUCAAUUAUAUUUUCUUACAGCAUCAAUUUCAAGUUUAAUUGCAAUUAUUAUUCCACUUUCAUUACGUAUUUUAAUUGGUUUACAAUAUGAUUUAACAAAGACAAAUUUAUUUCUCUGUAAAUCACGACAAUAUUUCGGUCAUGUUUCCAUAUUAACAUCAUUAACAUGUGUUAGUUUGGCAACCAUUGAUCGAUAUUUAAUUAGUUGUCGUGAAGUUCGCUUUCGACAGAUAAGUAAAAUAUCAACAGCACGAAUUUUAUGUAUUUUAACAAUUCUUUUCUGGUCUUUACAUGGUUUACCAAUCGUUAUAAUGGUUAAUAUUUAUCCAGCUGCAGUAAAUCAAACUGUUUGUGUUAAUCGAUCAAUAAUAUAUGGAUAUUAUCUUAAUUAUUUUAUUAUUUUAAUUCUCUAUAAUAUAUUACCAUUAGCAAUUUUUAUUCUAUUUGGAUUAUUAACAUGGACAAAUAUGCACAAAAUUCAACGACGACGCAUUGAACCUCAACAACAACAACAACGUUUACCGACAACUCAACGUCAAGAAUAUCAAUUAACAAAAAUGUUACUAUUACAAAUUUCUUCAAUUAGUAUAUCAACAAUACCUUAUGCAAUAAAUACUCUGUAUAAUACAAUAACAAGUCAAAUACAAAAAGAUUCUUUAAGAACGGCACAGGAAAAUCUUUCAACAACAGUGACAAAUUUUCUUUUUUAUUUAAAUUUUGCCGUUAGUUUCUACAUUUAUCUUAUCUCAUCAAAAUCAUUAAGAAAGAAGUUUUUCAGAAAAUUACUUUCAACAUACAGUGGAUGUAAACAAGUUACACAUGCUAUUUCGACAAUUACAGCGCCAACAGCAAAUAAUCUAGAUCGAACAACGACAAGAAACAACUAA